Molecule: messenger RNA, 1230 nt
Organism: Thecamonas trahens ATCC 50062
Lineage: Eukaryota; Apusomonadida; Apusomonadidae
Product: TPR domain-containing protein
Exons: 1
Coding region: 202-1230 (342 amino acids)
Molecular function (GO): protein binding
Source: RefSeq, a predicted model, not a curated record
CCGCCGCAUCCAAAGGCAGGGAAGGAAGCACCACAACCACCGGCUGCUCUCUCUCUUCACUCUCUUGUUUGUGCUUACUACACGUGAGCCACCUGUUGUCCAUCCCCUUGGCCAACCGCCCCUUUGUCCGCGCCAGGAAGACUCGGCACGGAUCCAAUUGGCAUCCAUCUCCGGACUACGCGAGUUGGUUGUGCGACAGCCAUGGCCGCAGAUGAGGUCAGUGCCAAUGUGGCCAAGCUAUUGGGGCAUGCAGAGGCAUGUAUGGCUGGAAUGAAGCCGGAUGCGGCACUCAAGUUUGUGCUGCGUGCCCGUGACGAGGCGCCCGACUCGGUGGCCGUUUUGGAGCUGCUGGGCGAGGUCAUGCUCGAGGUUGGCGACGCCACAAACGCCAUCGAGGCCUUCAAGCGGGCGAUCGAGGUGGCGCCCGAAGGCGGCUCGCCGGCGCGGUUCAUGUACAUGGGUCAGCUUUCGGCAGGCUCCGAUGCUGUGAGCUACUACUCGCGCGGGGUGGCCAUCAUGCAGCAGGAGCUUGCGGCGGUCGAGGCUGCCGGCAACGAGGUCGAGGCUGGCGAGCUUCGGCGACAGAUCUCCAACGCCUUUGUCUCGAUGGCUGACAUUUACCUCACCGAUGCGUGCGAGGAGGACAACGCCGAGUCCGAGUGCGAGCGCCUGCUGCAGCUUGCAGUCGAGACCGACGAGACCAACUACGAGGCGCUGCAGUCGGUAGCGUCGAUGCGCAUUUCGCAGUGCCGCAACGACGAUGCCGAGGCCGCGCUCGAUGCCUCGGCCAACCUCUGGUCGGCGCUGCCGAUCGACGAGAAGCCGUCGUCCGAGCUGCAGAUCGCUGCCGCACAGCUGUACAUGGAGCUCAAAUCGUACGACAAGGCACUGCAGGUUCUGGCCUCGGCGCUGGAAAUCGACCAGGCUUCGGUCGAGGCCUGGUUCCUUGCCGCCAUCUGCGAGAUGUCUACCGACCAGUGGGACUCGGCCGCCGAGCAUUUGCUCCGCGCCCGCACCAUCGCGUCGGCGCUCAACGUCCGCGACAAGGACUUUGACGAGGCUCUCAACCAGCGGCUUGCCGAGACCCAGGCGGCACUCGAGGCCUCGGGUCUGUCGAUGGAGCCGUUCCUCACCGCCGCCGCCGCCGACGAGGACUCGAUCCACGCCGCGCUCUCGGUUAUCGACACCAGCCGCGACGGCGAUAUGGAUGGCAGCGACAGCGAUGAGUAG